UUUUUCCCAGGGAGCUGUUUUAGAAAAGGAUGUGAACAAAUGGGGAAUGAUGAUCACUGCUACUGUGAAGAUAUGAGCAAUCCUUACAGAUUCAGAUUCCGCCCCGAAUUCAAGAAUUCGUGGUACAUGCUUGCAGCAUUCUCAAUUCACCCACGGCUUCCUAAUAACCCCUUUAAUUUCAGCGAAAAAUUUGAUGUUUCAAAUCCACCAGCUGAACUGAGAAAUGAUGCAUUUUUGGCCUCCACCAACGGAAAACUCCACUUGCAAGCAGAACCGGUCAUUAUGUUCAUGGGAGUGCUGUACGCUUUGAUCAUGUCCAUGGAAAUGCGAAUCAAAGAUAUAAUUUAGUCCAACGUGCGAAUGAUUAGCUAUUUCAUCAGAAGUGUUGUAAUAUAGCUCUAAAAAUGUUGUUGAGCUAAAUUCCAAUAAUGAUAUUUGAUUAUUUUGCUAACUCUAAAAAAAAAACUUUUGUGAUAGAUAAACUAGGUUUAAUAAAUACGUAUCGUUGUGCAGACAUCAAUGAUGAAUUAUCUGAUAGUUUAAAAGUCAUUUUGGGGUUAAUUUAUUUUACUUAAUCUUCUUCAACAACAAGAAUCCUGUAGUAAUGUACUGAAAAUAUGGUUUACUAAUAGAAUAUAGCAACAAAUUGAAAGAGGAGUUAUUGCCGUCAGUCAGAGGUGUAGGAUAGAGGAAGUUAAGGGUAGAGUAAGGUUUUGACAUGUAUUUUUAUUUCCAUCUAAGUGCGUUUUAAACUAAAAUUGAUUAACCGACGAAAACAUCUUUUGUCGGUCCUAACUAUAGUUGUUUUUUGGGUUUUCAAAAAUAUGUUUUUGUUUUAUUUUUAUCUUCUAAAUGCCUUCUCAAUACAUAAAAACAUACGGCCCACCAAUUGUUCCACACAUUUUCUCGUAAAUAAAUGAACUUACACACAGACGUGUUUCACAUCGCUGGUGUAGGAUCUUUUUUUUUUGUAAAGGGAUAAAACAACAUUAAAAUAAGUAUUACAUAAUGAUCAGGUAACUUUCAAAAUAGAUUGUUCAAUAUACAAAUACACAUUAACAAUAAUGUAAACAAACACUGGACAAUAAAGGCAAUUGCAAAAAAAUGUUUUUUUAUUGAGUAUUUUGUUGUAAUAAUGUAGCGUAUUUUAAUUACUCUGCUUAGA
Molecule: messenger RNA, 1165 nt
Organism: Physella acuta
Lineage: Eukaryota; Metazoa; Mollusca; Gastropoda; Physidae
Source: RefSeq, a predicted model, not a curated record